Staurois parvus is the source of this 348-nucleotide messenger RNA. The record is from the annotation of a GenBank genome assembly. NCBI's taxonomy places the organism in Eukaryota, Metazoa, Chordata, Amphibia, Anura, Ranidae.
CUAGGCAUGCAGACUGCUUCUACAAACAUUUGUGAAAGAAUGGGUCGCUCUCAGGAGCUCAGUGAAUUCAAGCGUGGUACCGUGAUAGGUUGCCACCUGUGCAAUAAGUCCAUCUGUGAAAUUUCCUUGCUACUAAAUAUUCCACGGUCUACUGUUAGUGGUAUUAUAACAAAGUGGAAGCAACUGGGAACAAUAGCAACUCAGCCACAACUGGACUCUAGAGCAGUGGAGACAUGUUUCCUGGAGUGAAAAAUCACACUUCUCUGUCUGGCAAUCUGAUGGAUGUGUCUGGGUUUGGCAGUUGCCAGGAGAACAGUACCUUCCUUGACUGCACUGUGCCAAAUGUAA